This is a messenger RNA of Postia placenta MAD-698-R-SB12, 1483 nucleotides long. RefSeq lists its product as hypothetical. Gene Ontology annotation, molecular function: nucleic acid binding. The record is from RefSeq and is a predicted model, not a curated record. Lineage: Eukaryota; Fungi; Basidiomycota; Agaricomycetes; Polyporales; Adustoporiaceae. The transcript is spliced from 10 exons. Bases 1 to 1389 code for a protein of 462 amino acids. Gene Ontology annotation, cellular component: cytoplasm. Gene Ontology annotation, biological process: methylation.
AUGGGCCAACAGUAUCUUUUCUGGUUCGCUCAGGUGCAUGAUGACUUUCGCAUUCCAGAGCUUCAGUCCGUAGCAGAGAUCCAUGGGUUCGACUUACACAUUCCCCAAGACCUCGAUGCAUCCCGACCCUUUUGCAUCCUGGAGCUCGAUCACGAGGAGCAUGCCAGACUCUUAGCCAGACGGUGUAUUCUCAUACGGUCAGUAUGUGAGUUUUAUGCGCGGGGUUCUACGUACGAGGAGCUCCACGAGCGAGUUCGCCAGCAACGGCCACGAUGGUCAUGCUACAUCGAAGACACAUCGUUCAAAUUCAUCGUGACUGCGUACAAUCACACGAUACCACAAGCUCGCCAACGCGAAGUGGUGGAAAGUUUUUCAUAUAUGGACUUCCUUGGCAAGAUCGAUAUGAAAAGUCCCGAGAUCAUCAUGACUUGCUUCGAAGAAUAUCCCGAUAAACACGGCACAACCCGUCCUAAAGACGAAGGCGACGGAGAAUUCAAGGAGGUGUUUUUCGGCAGGUUGAUAGAAGAAGGCUCCGCACGUCCUUUGGUGAAGAAAUUCGAUGUCAAAAAGAGACUUUACUAUGGUAACACCAGCAUGGAAGCAGAAAUCUCUCUCCUGAUGGCCAAUCAGACAUUGGCCGCACCUGGAAAACUGAUUUAUGACCCUUUCAUCGGCACUGGGAGCAUGGCAUAUACGACUGCACAUUUUGGUGCAUUGGUGUUUGGCUCCGACAUCGACGGUCGCCAGAUGAGGGGCAAAGACAAGCAGCCGGGUAUUAUCCGUGCGGCCUCCCAGUACGGCGUCGCUCAUUGCAUUAUUGAUCUAUGUACAUUUGAUGUCACGCGUAACCCAUGGAGAUGUGGCGAGCUGUUUGACGCCAUCAUAACGGAUCCUCCUUAUGGUGUAAGGGCGGGUGCAAAGCGCCUUGGCAGGAAGUCCCGUCAAGACAAGGAGCAGCCGCCAACCUCUCCACAGAACAUAGCCUUCAGACGCCCAGAUGACCAACCAUACAUUCCUCCAACGAAGCCAUAUGAACUGUCAUCGCUCGCCUCUGACCUCGUCCUCCUUGCACGGUAUAUGCUCAAGCCGCAAGGAAGACUUGUCUUCUUCCUGCCGACUGUCACGGAUGAAUAUGAAGAGCUAGAUGUGCAGUCAAUGCUGUGCGAUGGCAUGGAGAUCGUCGCCAAUUCGUUACAGAAUUUCGGUUCUUGGGGACGUAGGCUUAUAACUAUCCGCAAGGCGACAACGGAGCAUUUUGCGCCGCCUUCCUUCGAACAGCUCGAUAAUGUCGCUCACAUACCUGCGCAUAAAGACUUUCGCGAGAAAUACUUCCAAGGAUUCAAGAAAUCCGAUGUAGAGCAAAUAAGCGAGCUGAGCGACCAAGGCUAGAGUACAUGUACCCUAAAAUAUCGAGCGUGCACUUCGUAACUUGGCAGCCUGAACCGGCCGUUGGAAGCCUACGCUUGUUCAACGAGUCAACGAG